Molecule: messenger RNA, 177 nt
Organism: Ilex paraguariensis (yerba mate)
Lineage: Eukaryota; Viridiplantae; Streptophyta; Magnoliopsida; Aquifoliales; Aquifoliaceae
Source: the annotation of a GenBank genome assembly
AUGAUCAGCAAGACAUUGCAUUGCAAGUGUGAAAAUAUGACUAAGAUUGGCAACUAUCUUGUAUCCAUCCAAUUUAGUUCAAUUAUUAUUACUCAACCCGAAUGGGAGAUUACUCAUCUUGUAACCACUCAAUCGGUUUUAGAGAAGCCAUGGCAAAAGUCGCGCAUCACCUCGUAA